AGAUCAGAAAAUGGCACCUGCUCCCGAGCUAGCAUCGAAGGAAUUUACGAAAGUUGUGGAUGCAUUAUGGGAAAAAAGCAAAGAAGACUACAUCGAAUCACCGGAAAAUUUUUUUGCAGACAUAAACAAAAUCUACGAAGAUAAGAAACUCUUCGUAUGUAUGCAUUCUUCGGAAGUUUUACCUGGUUACCUGGUCUCCGCGCGAUGCAUGGUCCAAAACACUUUAGCGCCAGAAUACUUUCCUCUUUCCUGCACAAUUUCGGAUGGAAACGAAAAGAAAGAAACUACCGGUUGUCUCAGGGAUUACUUUGGAGAGGACAUCAAGGAGAUCAUCGAUCAUGGGACGCAUGGCUGCCGAAAUGUGUACAAAAUGGUUAUGGUACCGGGAGCUAGUGAUUGGUGGAUUAAUGAGUUCAGUGAAAGUCACACCACAGCUCUAUGUAGGGAAGAAGAUGCCAUGGACACCAACUCUUCAAUACCAACUCCUACAAAAGUUUCCGAGUUCAUAGCAAAGAUCUUUGAUGGCAGCACACCUGAGCUCAAACCCAACACCGUUGUAGAUAUAUACGGCUAUCUGUCAACUCCUGUUCAUGAACAAACUGAGAGUCAAGAAGAGGUAACAGCUUCUAAGCACUACAAUGUUCAUGUCCUUCGUGUUGAGGAAGUUUCUCACACCCAACGGCCAACCCUAGAUGCCUUAACCAUCUCUGAUCCCACCUCACUCCGCUCCGAACUCACCAAGGAAAUCUCCACAAUCCUUGGUAGCUCGGCUGCUGCCGAUACCUUUGUCAACUUUCUGGUGUCUACAACGUACUCCCGUCCUGGAGGCACGCCACUGUGUUUUUUUCCGCUCAAUGUUGCUGGAGUGAAAGACGCUCAAUCGUCAAAAUCGAUUAUUGAGAUGGUUCAGCGUUUAAUGCCAAAGGUUAAAGUCCUUACCUUGUCGUCUGACUUGCUAUGCAAGAAACGCUUCGCCCCUGUAAAAAACUACGAUGCGGAUGAGCUUCUACAGGGAGAGCUGCAGCUGAGUAAUGGUACAGUGCUCAUCAUUGACGAAACUCAGCUUCCCAAAGGCUCUUUCCCCGUCAGUGGAUUCGUUGAAGAAAACUUAAAAGUGUUAGAAGAUCUCAUUGUUGACCACAGAAUGCAAUACGACUACGGAUUCUACAAGAUAGCUAUGGAUGUCGAUUACAACGUCUUGAUAUUGUCGGAGAAAGAAUCGAGAUUCUUUAAAACUCCCUUUCGAAUUCCGUUCCAAUCAAACUCAGCUGAGGCAAAGCUUGAUCCCAAAAAUAUUGUGCAGAAACGGCAUUUUAUCCAACAAAGCCGUAGCAGUGUGAGUACGAUAUCGCUUUCAGACGAAGUGUCCAAGAAAAUACAAGAUAAUUUCGUCACGCUAUGCUCCACGCUUGAUAAGAAGAUAGAUAAAGCUGCGUAUCUGAAUGAAAUGCUCAUCAUGUCAAGGCUUGUUGCAUCUUCUAGUGGAAGUAAAACUGUGGAGUUUGAGCACUGGGAGCAUGCUGUGCGCAUGUCGGCAGCGAAUACUUCAGCAAUGUCAUCGUGGAGAUCUCAACAUGUGUGAUUUGUGUCCGUGCCAUUAUUGUAACUUUCCCGAUGAAGCUUUUGAAUCACCGUAGCAAG
Cylicocyclus nassatus is the source of this 1641-nucleotide messenger RNA. The record is from the annotation of a GenBank genome assembly. NCBI's taxonomy places the organism in Eukaryota, Metazoa, Nematoda, Chromadorea, Rhabditida, Strongylidae.